Melozone crissalis (California towhee) is the source of this 1315-nucleotide messenger RNA. It is a transcript of the gene SORD, whose product is annotated as sorbitol dehydrogenase. Gene Ontology annotation, molecular function: zinc ion binding; L-iditol 2-dehydrogenase (NAD+) activity. Lineage: Eukaryota; Metazoa; Chordata; Aves; Passeriformes; Passerellidae. Bases 64 to 1131 code for a protein of 355 amino acids. The transcript has 9 exons. The record is from RefSeq and is a predicted model, not a curated record. Gene Ontology annotation, biological process: D-sorbitol catabolic process.
GGCCCCCCCAGCAGGGAGCGAUCCUUGGACCCGGGGCCGCGCCGAGCCGAGCCAAGCCGAGCCAUGGCGGUGCCGGGGCAGAACGUGGCCGUGGUGGUUCACCGAGCCGGGGACCUGCGCCUGGAAAACCGUCCAAUCCCAGAGCCAGGCCCUGAUGAGGUGCUGCUGCGCAUGCAUUCCGUGGGGAUCUGCGGCUCCGACGUUCACUACUGGCAGCACGGCCGCAUCGGGGAUUUUGUUGUCAAGGAUCCCAUGGUGCUGGGACACGAAGCUUCCGGGACUGUCGUGAAAGUAGGCUCUGGGGUGACUCAUCUGAAACCAGGUGACCGUGUGGCCAUCGAGCCGGGUGUGCCGAGGGAGAUGGAUGAAUUCUGCAAAUCUGGGCGCUACAACCUGUCCCCAACCAUCUUCUUCUGCGCCACGCCGCCCGACGACGGCAACCUGUGCCGCUACUACAAGCACAGCGCGAGCUACUGUUACAAGCUCCCAGACAAUGUCACCUUUGAGGAAGGAGCCCUCAUCGAGCCCCUCUCUGUGGGAAUCCACGCCUGCAAAAGAGCAGGAGUCACUCUGGGGAGCAAAGUCUUCGUGUCUGGCUCUGGACCAAUUGGCCUCGUUAAUGUGAUUGUUGCUAAGAUGAUGGGUGCAGCAGCUGUGGUAGUUACAGACUUAUCUGCCUCUCGCCUGCAGAAAGCCAAGGAGGUGGGGGCAGAUUUCACCAUCCAGGUGCAGAAAGAGACCCCUCAGGAGGUGGCCUCCAAAGUGGAAAGUGUGCUUGGCUGCAUGCCUGAGAUAACUGUGGAGUGCACAGGAGUGCAAGCCUGUAUCCAGGCUGGAAUUUAUGCCACUCGUUCUGGUGGGACCCUGGUUCUGGUGGGGCUGGGCCCUCAGAUGGUGACGGUGCCCAUCGUGAACGCGGCCGUGCGGGAGGUGGACAUCCGCGGGAUAUUCCGCUACUGCAACACGUGGCCUGUGGCCAUCUCUCUUCUGGCAUCCAAGCGGAUCAACGUCAAGCCCUUGGUGACGCACCGCUUUCCCCUGGAGAAGGCUCUGGAGGCCUUCGAGACCACCAAGAGGGGUGAGGGGGUCAAAGUCAUGCUGAAAUGUGACCCCACUGAUCAGAACCCCUGAGCUGUCCCAGUGCCCUGCCCUCAUCCCUGCUGCUUGACUAGAAAAUCACAUCUAAUGAGGGUGAAUGGUGCUGGGAGACACCAUUAGAGCAUUAACAGGUUACUACGAAUGGACAACCAAUAGUUUGAAUCAAAAUGCUGAAUUGGAGGUGAUGGGUUGCACAGUUGGUGGCUUUUCUUCACAG